This is a messenger RNA of [Candida] anglica, 974 nucleotides long. Lineage: Eukaryota; Fungi; Ascomycota; Pichiomycetes; Serinales; Debaryomycetaceae. The record is from the annotation of a GenBank genome assembly.
AAGCUGUCUAAGCGAAAAACUAAAUAAAAAAUAUAAAUACAAAGAAAAAGAAAAUACAAACAUUUAAAUAUUAACAAUUAUACUUAAAUGAGACCGUCAAUUAUACUAUCAUUAUUUGCGGUAGCCACAUCGAUCCACGCGACUGUUCUUCCACAAGACAUUGUGAAUGAGAUUCAGAUUCGAAGCAAUCAUGAAACGUCAGUCGAAGAGUUGAAUUUUGAUGUAGCAGCAAAUAAUGUAGAUGAAGAGGAUGAAGAAAAAGAAGAAGAAGAAUAUAAUAUACAAAGUGAAGCUUUUGAUGAAAAUGUCAGCGAUAUCAGUGUUUUUACUGGUGAAGAUCAACUUGAAAAGAGAAAAGGUGGAGGUGGAGGUGGAGGGCAUUCGUCUGGUGGUGGACGUUCUGGAGGAUCGUCAUCAUCAUCAUCGUCAUCAUCGUCUGGAGGUGGAAGUAGUGGAGGAUCAUCAGGAUCAUCAGGAUCGUCGGGAUCUUCUGGAGGUGGUAGCAGUGGAGGAUCAUCUGGAUCAUCUGGCUCUUCGGGUUCAUCAGGUGGUGGUGUAAGUGGUGGAUCAUCUGGAUCAUCUGGUCAAUCAGGAGCUUCUGGUGGUGGUGUUUCAUCUAGUGGUGGAACUAGUGGUGGAACUUCUGGAUCCAACUCUGGAUCAUCUGGAUCUAACUCUGGAUCAUCUGGAUCUAACUCUGGAUCUUCCUCCGGAAGUAACAUUGCACCCGCUGUCGUUGGUGGUGUUGCAGGUGGUGCCGCAGGAGCUGCUAUUGCCUCUAGUGGUCAUAGUGGUUCAGGAUCCAGAUCAAACUCUACUUCCUCUUCAGCCAAGAAGUCCUCUGCUAGUUCAAUCUCUUCUAUGAACUACAAGAAAAUCAUCCUUUAUGUUUUUGCAUGCAUUGUAAUUUGUUUUGCCUGAUUCGAUGAUUAGUAUUUAAUUGUUUAAUUUAAAUAAAAUAAGUUUAUUAUGAA